GGUGCGGGGCCCGGAAGCAGGGAUGUGGGAGCCGAAAAGGGAAUGGCGGGUGGUGGGCUCCCGGCGGCUGCGGCUGCUGCUGCUGCUGCUGCUGGUGGCUGUGGCCCAGGCAGUGGCCCUUGCUCCGCGCCGCUUCACUCCGGACUGGGAGAGCCUGGACUCGCGGCCACUGCCAAGCUGGUUCGACGAGGCCAAGUUCGGGAUAUUUGUGCACUGGGGGGUGUUCUCGGUGCCCGCCUGGGGUAGCGAGUGGUUCUGGUGGCACUGGCAGGGCGAGCGGUUACCAGCCUACCAGCGCUUCAUGAAAGAAAACUACCCGCCCGGCUUCAGCUAUGCCGACUUCGCACCGCAGUUCACAGCGCGCUUCUUCCACCCGGACCAGUGGGCUGAUCUCUUCGAGGCUGCCGGGGCCAAGUAUGUUGUCCUGACCACAAAGCAUCAUGAAGGCUUCACAAACUGGCCAAGCUCUGUGUCCUGGAACUGGAACUCGAAGGACGUGGGCCCCCACCGUGAUUUGGUUGGUGAGUUGGGAGCAGCUGUGCGGAAGAGGAACAUACGCUACGGCCUCUACCACUCGCUCUUGGAGUGGUUCCAUCCACUCUACCUACUUGAUAAGAAAAAUGGUUUCAAAACACAGCAUUUCGUCAGUGCCAAGACAAUGCCGGAGCUGUACGACCUCGUUAACAGUUACAAGCCUGACCUGAUCUGGUCUGAUGGGGAGUGGGAGUGUCCUGAUACGUACUGGAACUCCACGGGUUUCCUCGCGUGGCUCUACAAUGACAGCCCUGUCAAGGAUGAGGUGGUAGUGAAUGACCGGUGGGGUCAGAACUGCUCCUGUCAUCAUGGAGGGUACUACAACUGUCAAGACAAAUACAAGCCACACAGCUUGCCAGACCACAAGUGGGAGAUGUGUACCAGCGUGGACAGGGCGUCCUGGGGCUAUCGAAGGGACAUGACCAUGUCAACCAUUGCCAGUGAAAAUGAAAUCAUCGAGGAAUUGGUUCAGACGGUGAGUUUGGGAGGCAACUAUCUUCUCAACAUUGGACCAACUAAAGAUGGCCUGAUCGUCCCCAUCUUCCAAGAACGGCUUCUCGCUGUUGGCAAGUGGCUGCAGAUCAACGGGGAGGCCAUCUAUGCCUCCAAACCCUGGAGGGUGCAGUCUGAAAAGAAUGAGACAGUUGUGUGGUACACCACUAAAGACUCGGCCGUUUAUGCCACUUUUCUACACUGGCCAGACAAUGGAAUGGUGAGCCUUAAAUCUCCCAGAUCGACCUCGGGCACGAAGGUAACAAUGCUAGGAAUGGAAGGAGAACUGAACUGGACCUGGGAUCCACUGCAUGGCAUGGUCAUCUCUCUGGACCCGAUUCCAUCUACCAUGUCCCACUCAGACUUUGCCUGGAUCCUAAAGCUGACAAAUGUGAACUGAUCGUAGGGGCUCAAGGACAGACCACCCAGUGAGCUGCCUUCUCUUACAGAACCAUCCACGCAAUAAAGUAGCUUCCCUUCCACCCAGUGUUCAGCCUUCCAACCCAUUCUAAUGGCCAGGAAGCUAGUACACUUUCAGAGGUACUGAGUUCAAUUCUCAUGAGGACUGGGUUAGGAUGAAUGAGCCAUUGCUAGCAUUUCUGGUGGGCAGAAAGACCUGGACAACUCAGCUGAGUCACCCAUGCCUUCACUAGGAUGAAAUUUCCCUCCGUUCUCUGAUGACCUACCUGAUAAUGAGCCAAGCCAUCCUUCUGCCUGUGGGAGCAAGUCAAAGGUCUGGUGAGCUCGGACCCUGGGCCUUAUGGGUUGUUACUAGUCCCGAAGAGACUGAAGAGACAGAACUGACCCUACGGGCUUGCCAGGCUGUUAGGCUCAAGUUGUCUGAGGUUCGCCAAGCAAGCCAAAAGCUGACACCAAGCAGAUCUUCAGAGAUACUGAUGCAAGAAUGUGAUUCUGCCUUGCCUUUAAAAAAAGAUGGAAGUGGACUGGAGAGAUGGCUCACUGGGUAAGAGCACCCACCGUCUGUUCUUCCAGAGGUCCUGAGUUCAAUUCUCAGCAACCACAUGGUGGCUCACAACCAUCUGUAAUGGGAUCCGAUGCCCUCUUCUGGUGUGUCUGAAGACAGCCACAGUGUACUCACAUAAAAUAAAUAAAUCUU
Messenger RNA from Arvicanthis niloticus (Nile rat), 2143 nucleotides. It is a transcript of the gene Fuca1, whose product is annotated as alpha-L-fucosidase 1. The record is from RefSeq and is a predicted model, not a curated record. Lineage: Eukaryota; Metazoa; Chordata; Mammalia; Rodentia; Muridae. Gene Ontology annotation, cellular component: lysosome. Gene Ontology annotation, biological process: glycoside catabolic process; fucose metabolic process. Gene Ontology annotation, molecular function: alpha-L-fucosidase activity.